Paramuricea clavata is the source of this 562-nucleotide messenger RNA. NCBI's taxonomy places the organism in Eukaryota, Metazoa, Cnidaria, Anthozoa, Malacalcyonacea, Plexauridae. The record is from the annotation of a GenBank genome assembly.
AAGUUGAAAACUCAAGGUACCAAAUUGACAUCACUGGACAACAAAUAUGCUUCAGAAGUUUCCAAACUUCGCUCGGAAAUCCAGAAUGUUGACAAGAAAACCAACACGCUCACAAACAACGUUAAUCAACUCGGAACAAAAGUUCAAAAAGUUGCAGGUAUGUAGCCUAUUUAUGACCCAGGCGCUUAUAAGGCAAUAAGCACUUCAAAUAAGCAAGCACUUCAGUGUACGAGGUACCAGGCUAAUAUAGUCACAGAAAUAAUUCAUCAUUAAACUGAACAUCAAUAAAACACCAUUUCUAUUAACUAUGGUUAGAGCUAAUAGUCUCUUUCGCUAUAUAGAUCAGUGGCCUUCUGGAAGUUAUUGUAUCUUGGCCAGCGGUAGUUGCCCAGCAGGCUUUUCGCGCCGUAGCGGUUACAUGAAGGCUAUCAGUCUGUAUGCGGGCGAUGGACGCUACAUAAACCAGGGGACAUUUGGGGAUAGUAAGAUACAAUGUCACGGUGGAUGUGGGCAGUAUGGUCAUUGGACUGGUGAACUGUAUAUCAAUGCUUGCUGCAAAUAG